This is a messenger RNA of Octopus bimaculoides (California two-spot octopus), 6698 nucleotides long. RefSeq lists its product as uncharacterized. Gene Ontology annotation, molecular function: DNA-binding transcription factor activity, RNA polymerase II-specific; RNA polymerase II cis-regulatory region sequence-specific DNA binding. The record is from RefSeq and is a predicted model, not a curated record. Gene Ontology annotation, cellular component: nucleus. Gene Ontology annotation, biological process: regulation of transcription by RNA polymerase II. Lineage: Eukaryota; Metazoa; Mollusca; Cephalopoda; Octopoda; Octopodidae.
CUACUACUACUACUACUACUACUUGGAAAUGGCUGGAUGGUCAUGGCUGUGACGCCUUUGACUUAUAUGUUUGUUCAAUCAGAGCUGGCCUGCUGGGGUCAAAACGACGACAACAGUUAAGUACCACUGUAGCUAAUGAAGAGGUCGUUGAAAAUGCUAGAAAUGGCAGCUAAGUUACUCUCUCAAAUUACACCCACUGACAAAAACAACAAAAAAAGACACAUUGCUUUAUGUGGUUUUUACAUACACUAUGACUGAAAAAUGACAGGGUGAUGGUCAUGGUCGGAAUGCCUUUGAUUAUGGGCCUUCUCGAUCAAAGAUAACCUGACGCUAAGCUCUAUCAACAACAACUACUACUACUACUACUACUACUACUACUACUAGCAUCGUCAGCUAACUUAAUACCAAUAUUUACUAUCCCCACCAGCGACAUACUACUAGUUCACCGCUCCCACUACCAAUUCCCUCACCGUUGUGACUACUACUCAAUGAAUGCUACGACCACUUUUGCUGCUACCAUUACCAACACCACAACACUGACUACGAUUUCACAAUUACCACCGUUACUACCUCCGCACUUCCCAUUCCUCUAACAACCACCGCCCUCCACUCCCUCACUAUCACAACUAUAUACGCCGCCGCCAACAUGAUAACGCUUUACUACCAUCACUUCCACCACCACCAACACCGAUACCAACAAUGCAGCUGCCGCCUCCACCAUCUAACUAAUCAUUACCGGUACCGUAACUAUAACCACCACCACCGCUACCAUCAUACCAGUUCACUACUGCCACAAUCGCCACCAGCACCAGCAGAGCAACCUUCAGCACCUCCUCCAUCUCUAAAGCAAAGUGCAAAAUAUGUGUCGGAACCUUCACGAAGGAGCAAAUGAACGAACUAAUGAAUGAAUGAAAGCAUUAAUGAAUAAGAGAAAGCAAGAAGAACGGAGAGAAAGAAAGAAAGAAAGAAAAGAAGGAAGAAAGGAAGGACUAGAGGAAAAAACUGUUUGAAAACAUGUCUGCUCAAGUGAAAAUCAGGAGAAGACCAGUAACAACAACAACAUCAGGAACAAGUUGACAAAUAAUUUACUGGAAGUACAUCAUGUUCAGAAAUUUGAUACCACCCUGGAGCUAGUAUUUUGUAGAUGGUGGCUGUCUUUUGUGAUGCAGUUGAAAAUGGCUGCCUGCAGCUUUUGCAAAUGAUCUGUCGCAACCAGACAAGAGACUUAUACUGGUUUGAGUGGAAACUACAUGCCUUCAUGAAAGAUUCCUAAUUUUUAGUUUCAUUCUUCUUUUUUUGUUUGAAAAUGAUUUCUUGAUUUGUUUGAAAAUGUGAGCCUCUCACCCCCUAACUGCCCAUGUCUCAAUCUUUUGCUGUUUGUGAUUGUGUAAAAAAGAAAGGAAUUCAUGUGUAAAUCCUAUUAUUUCCUACUUGUAGCCACAAUUAUUGUGAUGGUUCAGUGUCUGUAAGCACCAUAACCAUAGAAAUUCAGUUGGUCUGACAACUAAAUUUGAUAUUUGUUGUCAAUAUAUUUUAUUUAUUGACUCAUUAAUAUUUUCAAUCUUUUAUUUACAAAAAUAUUUUGUUUAUUAAAAAUUUUUUUUUUGUGUCUGUGCAGAAGUACUAAAUUAGUAUGAGAGAAGAGGAAUUAUAAACUCCUGAAUGAAUAGUUAGCAAACUCACAAUCAGAAAAGCAAAAAUGGAAAGUUACUGAUUCCCAUCCACUACCAGCACCACUACCUAUCAUUUAAUUUCUUAAUUUCAGAUUUAAGUGUACUUGUGUCAUUGUUGUCCUACCAUCCAAUGGUUUACUGCUGAUCUAUUUGUGUUGUCUUUAUACAUUUCAUUAUACCUAUUUUGUUUCCUUUUUAUAUUUUAUCUGUUCUGUCUCCUGUUCCCCAUCUGACACUGAAUGAAGACAUCAUGUAUUCCAUGGAACGGUUGUUUGUGUGUGACAUCUGUCACCAGGUCUUUCAACGGAGUUCUAUUCUAGAUAAUCACAUGCGAGCUCAUGACGGAGAGAAACCAUACAAUGACUGUUCUUCCACUUACCAAGAGCUGCAAGCUGAUGCAACCAUUGACACUGUUGCUCAAAUCCAUGCAGCCGAACAAGAGAGUACAGAGAAUAUGCUGACUAACAUUGUUGGGGAAGAAAGUGAUCUUGCUGACCCUAACUCACCAACUGUAUCUCUACCAGACUUUGCUCCCCCAUCUCCUACAACUCAGAUUGUUACUAAUGACAAAGACCAAAUGUUCCUCACUGACCUGACAGACAUUGGUGAUUGUGAAUCUAUUAACCAGCUAUACACUUGUAAGAUUUGCAUGGAGAUUUUUACCCAUCCAGUUUUACUUAGGCAACAUUCGGAAAUAGUUCAUCCAAAGGAAUAUGGGAAAGCAAAGAUGUUUGUGUGUGAUAUCUGCCAGAAAGCUUUCCCGGAUAACUCUCAGUUAAAAAGACAUGUACGUAUCCAUUCAGAGGAGAGACCAUUUGUUUGUAUCAUAUGUUCAAAAGGUUUUCGCACCACUGCUCAUUUGAAACGCCAUUCCUGGAUGCACACAAAUCAACGACCUUAUGCCUGCAAAAUCUGUGGGAAAUCAUUUUCUGAUAAUUCACACCUAAAACGUCAUAGCUGGUCCCAUAGUGAAAAUAAACCAUUUCCAUGUGAACUUUGUUCGAAACAGUUUACGGACCGGUCACAUUUAAAGCGGCAUCUUCAAAUACAUUUGAACGAUCGACCAUUUACUUGUGAUAAGUGUCCGAAAACUUUCUCUGACAUUUCUCACUUGAGAAGACAUACUAAGGGCCACAUCACAGAGAAAAUCUUCCAGUGCCCUGUAUGUUCAAAAACUUUUAUGGAUCAAUCAUAUCUAAACAGACAUGCACGAACACAUGUCAUCAAAAAGAGUUUUGACUGCUUGGAAUGUGGCAAGAACUUUUCUGAUCGGUCCCAUCUCAAACGCCAUGCUGUUAUGCAUUCUGACAAUAAACCCUUCCAAUGUAGCAUGUGUCCUAAAUCUUUUGUGGACAGUUAUCAUUUGAGGAGGCAUAGCAAGACACACUCAGAAGUCAAACCAUAUUCUUGCUAUGUAUGUGGCAAGUGUUUUGUUGACAACUCUCACUUGAAGCGACAUGCUAGGACACAUUCCAGUGAAAGACCCUUUAAAUGUGAAACAUGUAACAAAGGCUUCUUAGAUAGGUCUCAUCUUAAACGACAUGCACAAACCCAUUCAGAUAACCGGAAGCCUUUUGGCUGUGAUAUCUGCGGCAAGUACUUUUCUGAUAUGUCUCAUGUCAAAAGACACCGCAAAACCCAUUAUGAUGAACGCCCUUAUCCAUGCCAUGAAUGUGACAAAUCCUUUAUGACUUCAUCACACUUGAAACGCCACCUGCUUUGCCAUUCAGAAAAUAAACCUUAUCCUUGUGAUCAAUGUGACAAAACAUUCUCUGACAGUUCCCAUUUAAAGCGUCACUCUCAGACACACUCCAUUGAGCAGCCGCCCAGCUGUGGAAUCUGCAAUAAGACUUUUUCAAGCAAUUCCAUUCUGAAGCGACACAUGCAAGUGCACACUAAUCAAAUUCUUCUGAAUGUAGGUUAUUUACUUGCUACAGAUAUAGUGUAAAAUGUUCAGUGUUGCACUUGAUGGUACUGCAUUUCCUCUUGUUACUAACAAAUUCACACAAACAUGUACAUCCAGUCUGCUUACACAGACUGAUAUACACCCCAUCUACCUACACAAGCAUACACCUGCUAUAUUUAUAUUGUGUGUUGAUGAAUACACACACACACACACACACACACACAUGCGCAUAUGUACCUGUUUCACACACACAUAUAAUACGUACACACAUGCAUGUACAUGUCAUAUAUAUAAGCACAACACAGUGUAAAUAGGAACUGAAAUAGAUUUAUAUAUAUAUUACAAAGUCCCACAGUGGGUGAAACAAGAAUGUAAUAGAAAGGGAUGGAUGUGCUUACAUUGAUAUUUCACCUCUAUGGAGGCAGUGUUUUGUGCAAUGGAUAUAAAUACAGGUGGGGGAGGGGAGAAGUCUUACAAAACCGCUUGAAUAUAAUUAAACGCUGGUUUGAGGUGAUCUUUUGAUUAACAGAUUUUAAACCUUUUGCUUCUGUCUCUCUAUUGUAGCCAGAGUAUAGAGUCGAUGGAUGCUCUAUGCUUGCUGCUUUUGUUGGUUCCCGCUCUGCUGAAUGUUCUGCUGGUUUCUGUAAAAAGCCUCGAUUAUUUUACUGAAACCAUUAAAAAAGUUUUUUUCUUUCAGUUUUUACAAAGAUGAUAUAUAUAGAUAUUAAUUAAAACUGGCUGGUAUCGGUUUGUUUAUGUCCCUGUAACUAAGCAGUUUGGCAAUAGAAAGUGAUAGAAUAAGUACCAGACAUGACAAUAAGUACUGGAAUUAAUUUGUAUGACUAAACCCUUCAAGGUGGUUACCUCAGAGUGGCUGCAGUCCAAUAACUGAAAUGAGUAAAAGGUAGAUGCAUACAUAUAUACUUACACACACAUAUAAAUGCACAUGCACAUAAAUGCACACACACAUUAACACACACUCAUACACAUAUAUCAACAUACACAUAUAUACACACACAUAUAAAUACAUGUAUACAUAUAUGUAUAACACACACACAUAUAAUUUAAUGAAGAUGAUAAAUUGAUUUACAUUUUAAUUAAAAAGAAUAAAAUGCUAUUGCAUUUUGUGCAACAACAACAAUGAUUUAGUCAUAAAAUUUUUUGUGGAGUAGAAGUUAAUCAAUUCCUUUGACCCAAGUACUUGACUGGUACUUUAUUUUAUUGAUCUGCAGUGGGUGGGAUGAGGGGUGGUGGUGGAGGUGAAAGACGAAGCUGAGCUCAGUAGGAUUUAAACCCAGAACAAAAAGAGCUGGAGAAACUACUGCAAAGCAUUUAUCUGAUGCUCUAAUGAUCCUCACAAUUCAAUAAUAAUAAUAAUAAUAAUUAUGAUAAUAAUAUUCACAUCCACCUCAGUAAGCAACCGAUUGAUCAUCACAAACUCUACCACAACAAUAAAACUUCAAAUAAGCCUACAAGGGAAUGUCUAUGUGAAGGUUUGAACUGCUAAUAAUAGCAGCUAACUGUUCCUCAAGUCUCACUUUUCUGUCUUAAGUAGGUAGGAGAAGGAUUCAGUAGAUAAUGUUGUACCAUAUAAACAGGUUAUCGAGAAUGCCUAUGAUUAAGGCAGCAUUUGGGCUAUGACUACAACAACAACAACAACAACAGCAGAAGGAGCAACAACAGUGAGACAUUGUAAAACAAAAAAACCAAAACCAAACAGCAACAAUAAUUUUACCCCCAAAACGUCUGUUGACCAUUAGGGAUAACAGCAAUAAAGUGUCGGCUAUAAAUGAUUACUCUCAUCUCUACUACUACUACUACUACUACUACUACUACUACUGUUGUUGCAACACAAAAGAAAACAACCUGAAACAUAAUCAUGCCAACACAAUUACCAUCACCAUCACUCAUCACAGCACAUAAUCACAUCAAACAUCACUAUGAACAAUAACAUUUCCAUCACAAACAUAAACACAUCACACCACCAUUAACAACAACACCACCACCACCAUCAAGAAGCCAACUAUUAUCUCAGCCACCACCACCACCACCACCACUACCACCACCACCAACAACAUCAAGAAGCCAACUACCAUCAAAAAGCUAAUUAUUAUUACCACCACCACCACCACCACCACCACCACGAUCACUAUUACCAUCAUUAACACCAUCACCUCCAUUAUCACAAACAUAAUCAUGCCAAACAUCACUAUCAUCAACACCCAUCAAUGACAGUACCACUCCACUACUUUCACCACUACCAUUAUUAUCACCAAACCUCUACCACUAUCAACAACAGUAUGAUACCAGUGAUUAACACAUUAACAACCAUGACAACAACAGCAACACCAAAAUCCCACUUUCUCUACCCCAGGAAUCAUAUCCUCUUUGUACACAUGGUCAUUCAACCUGCUAGAAAUAGCAACACAAUAUUCACCAUAUGACAUAAUAUAUUAAAAGAGAUACACUGCAUAAUGUAAUCCAAGGUACACUACUAAAAUUGAAACAAAACUGGAUGGUUAUGGCUGGGAUGGAUUUGGUCAAUAGACCUGCUUGAUCAAGACAGGCCUUGGGCUAAAUAACAAAACUGUCAGCUCAAUGGUAACAAUGCUAACAACAAUUACAUCCCUGUGAAGGAAUCUCUGUAUAAUCACUUUACUUUGCUAGAAAUAGCAGCCAAAUCUUUGUUUUAAAAAAAUGAUGAAUGAUAUCUCAGCCUACAUGUUUUUGAUAAGUCUAUUCAAUCAGGGCUGAGCUGGAGCUCAACAAACACAUCAUUGACUGUCAUCGUCACCAGUACCUUCAAUUGCGCAUCCCUACAUAAAAAGACUACAACAAAAUACAAACCAAACAGGGACUAUAUACUACAAAUUGACUCAUGAUACAACAACAACAAAAAAAAUGGAAAAAAAAUAAUAAAGAAGUCAGUUCCAAGAUACAUUAAUAAACUCCAUGCUGAGUUAGCUGUGACAGUGACUGCACAUUUGUGUAAACCUGCUUCCUAAACUAUUAUUAUUAUUAUUAUUAUUAUUAUUAUUAUCAAUAAUUUUUUUGAAAAAGUUUUUUUUUUCCUGAAAUUAUGAAAUGUCAUCAAAGCAAAAUGAAAUUGCGUUAUUUUC